Exophiala bonariae is the source of this 1899-nucleotide messenger RNA. RefSeq lists its product as uncharacterized. The coding region runs from base 1 to 1899 and encodes 632 amino acids. Gene Ontology annotation, molecular function: zinc ion binding; DNA binding. The transcript is spliced from 5 exons. NCBI's taxonomy places the organism in Eukaryota, Fungi, Ascomycota, Eurotiomycetes, Chaetothyriales, Herpotrichiellaceae. The record is from RefSeq and is a predicted model, not a curated record. Gene Ontology annotation, biological process: DNA-templated transcription.
AUGGACUUUUCCAAUAAUCAGCAUCCGACAACCAGCGAAGAGGCUUGUGCACGUCCUUCUAGCAUUCCAAGGAAAAGGAAAGCGACCACGGCUAUCUAUGCAAGGAAGCGAGCCGUGGCCGCGUGUCAGCCCUGCUGGGAUCGUGACACAAGCAAUCUAGCCAUCCUUAAUCGCAUCAAUCAUGUUGUUACCUUGCUCGACCAUCAGUCUCUGCAACUCAAGUCUUGCCUCUCCCACCAAGGUGCCCAUACCAAAUCCAAGGACCCCCAGCCGCAAUUUCAAGGCCCUGCAUCCGACAACUCAUCAGGUUUUCAAUGUCACAGCACGGCCGCGAGGGGCAAGGAUCUUCCCGCUGAUGUGGAGGACGUGCUCAACUCCCUUGAUCUCCCUGAGUUUCCGGCGGCGCGCAUCAAUUGUGAGAGUAUCCUGCGCUGGCCUAUCUUCAGCAAUAUAGUUCCACAAACUCAUUCUUUUGUCCUGGAAUUUUGUGAUGACGAAUCAUCAGAUAACACCUCAGCUGCAUACAGCAAAAACGCAGGCCAAGCUCGUCGAGGUGCUUACUCCAACAUCAUACAGGAAGAAAACUUCAUUACACUAUCUCAGAAGUUCCUCACCUACGUCCACGUGAAGAAUCCAAUCUUGGACGUGGCAAAGUUUAAGCUUCUUGUUAGGGAAGCGUCCGAGAACGGACCUGGCUGGGAUGGCCCAUCCUGUUUGGUGCUAAUCGCCUGCGCUCUUGGCUGUCUGGCAGGCCCGUUUUGUCCAGAAUCAACUCUCUACGAAACUCCAGAAUCAAGUCGCUCGGUAGAAUUGUCUUUGACAAAUCUAGGCUCCGCUCAAGCUUUCUGCUUGGCUGCAAAGAAGCGUUUAGGCCUCUUACAGCCAUCGUUACUAUACGUUCAAUGCCUGUUCCUGUUUGGAGUGUUUGAAAUGUAUAUGCUUAAACCACAGCAAGCUUGGUUCUACUUUCAACAUGCGUCUCUGCAGCUUCAAACUCACUUUUGGAAAAAGUCUCAAAAUCGCGCGGCCGAGGAACCCAUUACGUCACAUCUCGAACGACGACUGGAACAGAGAUUGUACUGGUCAUGCAUGAAAACAGAGUGCGAACUUCGGUGUGAAGUACCAUUGCCGCCAAGUGGAAUCACGCGUCUCAACUUCCCAGAUCAGUUCCCCUCGCCGCCUACAGAGAUGGCAUCUCCUUCAGCUCUCCCGGCAAACCUCGAGAACUCAGAUCAAGCUAUUCAGCCUGAAGAAGAGAAAAGUUGGUUCUACUACCUCGCCGAGAUUUCAUUCCGUCGAAUGUUCAAUCGAAUGGUUGCAACCAUGAACAGCAACUGGAAAUCAGGCUGGACCGAAGAUAUCCACACCACCAUGGAACAGUGUGCUCAAUUUGAAGAAGAGAUUGAUAUUUGGUGCGCCCAUAUACCACCCAAAAUCACCUGGGAUGUAUCUCGAGCCUCGACCGACGAGCUUUCAUACUAUAUUCAUGGACGAGCCAUGAGUUGUCGUGAGAUAAUCCAUCGCCCCUUUCUUUACAACGUGAUACAUCAUAUGGGGUCAGAUAAUUCACACUGGCUGCAAGCCACAGCGCUAGCGAAGAAAUGUCUACAACUUUGUGUAGAGAAUGCGUUUCACCUAUCUUCACACAGCCGUCAUCACGGGACAUGGUAUGUUGCGAGGACGUCCGUGACCAGAGCAUUACUGCUCCUUGCUGCGGCACGCAGUGGGAAAAUCGAGCUACCUGAAAGGUGGAAAGAUGCAGUUGAAGUCUGCAUGAUGACUGUGCAAAAGUGGUAUGAUGAAGCGCCUGAUUUAAAACAAGCUGCAUCUGUUGUCCAGAUCAUUAUCAACGAGACAUUCGAUGAAUCGUCGAUGGCUUCAGGGUGCACAUCAAAUUGA